Molecule: messenger RNA, 3737 nt
Organism: Acipenser ruthenus (sterlet)
Lineage: Eukaryota; Metazoa; Chordata; Actinopteri; Acipenseriformes; Acipenseridae
Gene: ace2
Product: angiotensin I converting enzyme 2
Exons: 18
Coding region: 12-2426 (804 amino acids)
Biological process (GO): proteolysis
Cellular component (GO): plasma membrane
Molecular function (GO): metallopeptidase activity; peptidyl-dipeptidase activity
Source: RefSeq, a predicted model, not a curated record
AUUGUGGGAGAAUGCCUCUCCAUCUUGUGUUAAUGUUGGCUUUGGCUACAUCAGCUGUGGCCCAGACCGAACAGGAUGCUGCAGCCUUCUUGGAUACAUUCGACAAAGAGGCUUCAGCUUUGUACAGUUAUUCAUUGGCAUCAUGGGAGUACAACACAAACAUCACAGACGAAAACGCCAAUAAUCUGAAUGUAAUGGGCACCAAGUGGUCUGAGUUUUACAAACAAGCAUCAGAAAGUGCUUCCCGUUUUUCUCCUGUGACAAUUCAAAACCCCACUAUUAAACUCCAGUUGCAGCUUCUUCAAGAAGGUUCCACUGUCUUACCAAAGGAAAAACAAGAUCACCUAAAUCGAGUCAUGAAUCAGAUGAGCACAAUUUACAGCACUGGAACUGUCUGUCAACCAGAUGACCCCCUCAAUUGUUUAACACUGGAACCAGGACUGGAGAAGAUUAUGUCAGAAAGCAAAGACUACUACAAGCGUCUGCAUGUCUGGGAAGGCUGGAGGGUUGAAGUUGGCAAAAGGAUGAGACCGCUGUAUGAAGACUAUGUUGACCUGAAAAAUGAGGCUGCAAAAAUGAAUAAGUAUAAAGACUAUGGUGAUUACUGGAGAGGAAACUACGAAACCCUAGACAAGGAUUUUCCAUAUGCCUACACCCGAGAUCAGCUUAUGGAAGAUGUUCGAGAUUUAUAUAAGGAGACACUGCCUCUGUAUCAACAACUACACGCCUACGUGAGGGCAAAGUUGCAUGACACCUACCCCGGGCAUAUUAGUCAGACUGGAGGUCUUCCUGCUCAUUUACUUGGUGACAUGUGGGGGAGAUUUUGGACAAAUAUGUAUGAUUUUGCAGUACCGUAUAAAAGCAAACCAGACAUUGAUGUGACCUCUGCAAUGAUCAGUCAGGGCUGGACUGUCGAUAGGAUGUUUAAGGAAGCAGAAUCUUUCUUCACGUCUGUUGGCCUGUAUAAAAUGAAUGACGAAUUUUGGAACAACUCCAUGCUUGAGAAGCCUGAUGACAGGAAGGUUGUCUGCCACCCAACUGCGUGGGACAUGGGCAAUGGAAAAGAUUUCAGGAUAAAGAUGUGCACUGAGGUGAAUAUGAACCACUUCUUGACUGUUCAUCAUGAGAUGGGACACAUUGAGUAUGACAUGGCUUAUGCCAAUCAGACCUACUUGCUGAGAGAUGGUGCCAACGAAGGAUUCCAUGAGGCAGUGGGGGAGAUCAUGUCUCUGUCAGCAGCCACCCCCGAACACUUGCAAGCUCUGGGCCUUUUACCUCCAAGCUUUGUGCAAGACCAUGAGACUAGCAUUAACUUCCUGCUCAAGCAAGCCCUGACCAUCGUUGGUACACUGCCCUUUACUUACAUGCUGGAGGAGUGGAGAUGGCAGGUCUUCCAAGGAACCAUCCCCAAGGAUCAGUGGAUGCAAAAGUGGUGGGAAAUGAAGAGAGAUCUGAUUGGUGUGGUGGAACCACUACCCCACGAUGAAACCUAUUGUGAUCCAGCUGCCUUGUUCCAUGUAUCUGGAGACUACUCUUUUAUUAGGUACUUCACAAGGACAAUUUAUCAGUUUCAGUUCCAGAAAGCACUGUGCGAGGCUGCAGGCCAUAGUGGACCUCUUUACAAAUGUGACAUCACCAACUCUACGGCCGCUGGUAACAAGCUAAAGGCCAUGCUUCAGUUAGGAAAAUCUGAAUCCUGGACAAAAGCUCUGCAAAGUAUAACAAACGAGACCAGAAUGAAUGCCCAGCCUCUGCUGGAUUAUUUCAGUGAAUUGCACGAAUGGCUGAAAACUGAAAACACUAUUCACAAUAGAAAGAUUGGUUGGGACUCAAAGUGGGUUCCAUAUUCAGAGAAUGCUUUAAAAGUGAGGAUCAGUCUGUUCUCAGCAUUGGGAGAUGAUGCAUACACGUGGGAUGAAAAUGAAGUGUUUUUCUUCAGAUCAGCAGUAGCCUAUGCCAUGAGGAAGUAUUUUAAAGAAGAGAAGAAUCAAACAGUUAACUUUGGUACGGAAGAUGUUAUUGUCUAUAAUGAGAAACCAAGAAUCUCCUUCUAUUUUAUUGUCAGAGAACCGACUAACAAUUUAACUAUCAUCCCAAAAGUGGAUGUGGAACGUGCCAUACGGUUGUCAAGAGGCCGGUUUAACAGUGCUUUCCUACUUGAUGAUAAAACCCUGGAGUUUGAGGGUAUCCUAGCAACAUUAGCCCCGCCUCCUGAGCAGCCUGUCACAGUGUGGCUCGUUGUGUUCGGUGUGGUUAUCGGGAUUGUUGUGUUUGCUGGAGUCUACCUGGUCAUCACAGGAUACAGAGCUAGGAAGAGAAAAGCGAAGGAGCAAGAAGAAAAAGAAGCAUCACAAAACCCAUACGAGGAAGUUGGAAUUGAGAACAGUGGUUUUGCCACGGAAGAAAAUGGUCAAACACAAUUCUAAAUCACUUUUGAAAUAUUUAAAUUGCUGUAUAACACACAUCAAAGUAUUCAUAACUAUGUUUUUAUUGACUACCGCAGAAUUUAAGAUUCUUCUGUUAACUGAGGAAACAUGACAUUGGUAUUACCUACAUUUUCAUAUUAGAGCGAAGAAAAUUUGAAAAAUUAUUAUACAGCAUUGACAAAGACAUCGUGUUGCCAUAUUUACAUUUGAAUUACAUUUUUUAUUUUGUAUAAAAUGCUAAAAAAUAUAAUGAUCUUUAUCACAGUUAAUAUUUGUUUUGUAAUUUGGUACUUUUUAAAAGAACUCAGCACGCCAUAACAUAAAAAUUGAAUCAUCAGGAAAGUUUAUUUUUCAGUAAAAAUAUAUUUUAUAAAUAAGAGUUAAACGAUAUAGAGGAAUAGUCAGUGGGAACCUUACAAAUUAUCUUUAUAAUGUUAAAAUGUCUCAGUUUGUAAAGUUGUGGGUGGGUAAUAGAUGAUCAAGGUAACCACGUAAAGAUACGUAUUUACUCCAGUUUACACAACGAACAAACACUGGCCUAGAUUUCAGGAGUAUUUUUUUGCAUCUGUGUUAUGCCAGCAUGUAAUCAAACUUUCUAGGUGCUGUAUAUAUAUAUACGUUUAAUUUAUUGCUGUCUAGAAUUUCAGUAUAUUGUGUGUGAACCAGCACAGCUAUUCACACAUUACCCUUUUUUUAAACUCUUUUGCUAAUGUGUGUUUGUUGUAUGUAUUUUACACAUUUAUCUAUGAAAUGAUUGCUGUCGCUAGUACUGCACUGUAAUGCUCAUUUGUGUGUGUGUGUGUGUGUGUGUGUGUUUUUUUCUGGCUCCCCUAAGCCUAUACAUUUACACUACAUACUGGACAGUGCACAUAUUCCACAGAGCUGUUACUUGAGUGUUGUCUGCAGCUGCCAUUGAGAUUGAGCUGAGAGUGAUUUCAAAUUGACACUGUUCGUUUCUAUAGUCAGCAGAGCAAUAUACAUGCAGUUUUUUGAACCACAAGUUUGGAAUUCGCUCUGAGAAAAUUCACCAAGGAAUUGACUAAACAAACCAUUUGCAAAUGACUUACAGUGACAUAAUACAAGACUCUAGACCAGUGCUGUGUACAGGCCCAAAACAAAAUAAACCCUGUAUAACACGAUUAGGGGAAAAGCUGCUGUUGAAAUGUGUUUGCGUCUCUAUUGUGUUCACCCUGAGAAAAUAAAUAAACACUGCUUGCAAUACUACUGAUGUGGUGAGUUUCCCUCCAUCAAGACAGAGACAUUUUCAGAAGGGAAAUCAUCAGGCAUUAGUAGACAAUGUAUGUUUAAGCU